GCAAGUCGGAUUUACGGAAGGCUUUAAGGCUUCGUCGCUUCGAGUUCGGUGAUUCGCGCAAGAGGAGGUUCUGGAAUCUGAAGAUUGGAUUUCGCCAAGUUGGUCAACUGCUUGCUUGCGGUCAGAAAUUUGUUUGCCUGUCGGGUCCGUCGUGAAUCGCAAGGGCCUCCGGCAUCAGGAGAUCUAGGUUGCAGUUGCUCUUUCACAUGCUGCCAUCUUGGAGGAAUCCAUGCGGGCACGAAAUUUACUCAUGGAACAGAAUGUUGCUUUAGAUUUAGCACGACGGGAGGCAGAGAUGGCCAUUCGUGCACGCAAUGAUUUUUUAGCUGUCAUGAACCAUGAGAUGCGGACUCCCAUGCAUGCAAUCAUUGCCCUCUCCUCCCUGCUUCUUGAAACUGAACUCACGCCAGAGCAACGUUUGAUGGUAGAAACCAUCUUAAAGAGUAGUAACUUGCUAGCUACACUAAUCAAUGAUGUUUUAGACCUUUCUAAGCUUGAGGAUGGCAGCUUCGAGUUGGAGGCUACAGUUUUCAAUCUUCAUACUCUCUUCAGAGAGGUCGUAAAUUUGAUAAAGCCAAUAGCGGCUGUCAAAAAAUUGUCAGUGGUGGUGUCUCUUUCUCCUGACUUGCCAUCAUGUGCCAUCGGAGAUGAGAAACGGCUUGUACAAACUAUGCUUAAUGUUGUCGGCAAUGCUGUUAAGUUUACAAAGGAGGGUAGUAUAUCUAUUACUGCGACUAUUGCAAUGCCAGAUUCCUUGAGAGAUUCGCGAGACCCAGAGUUCUACCCUGUCUUAAGCGAUGGGCAUUUCUAUUUACGAGUACAGGUUAAGGACACCGGUUGCGGAAUAAGUCCACAGGAGUUACCUCACCUCUUCACUAAAUUUGCGCAUAGCCAGAAUGGUUCUAACAAAGGUUACACGGGCUCUGGGCUUGGGCUUGCCAUCUGCAAGAGAUUUGUGAAUCUCAUGAAAGGACGCAUUUGGCUUGAAAGUGAAGGUAUUGGCAAAGGCUGCACCACCAUUUUCAUUGUGAAGCUGGGCAUCAGUGAAGAUCCCGCUCUCCGCUUUCAGCAAAAGUUAUUGCCCCCAAUCCGAGCAGGUCAAGGGGAAGCAGAUCCCUUUGGUUUAAAACCAGCUCCGAAGGAUGAGAAGAAUGCGAUCCCAUCGAAGAUUUGGCAUCAGAGAAGCUUCUAGAUUGAACCCAAAACAAGCAUUUCGAAGCCGUUGGAUCUGUGCUUGUACACUCGAAGCUAAGGUCAAAUUGAAGUGCAAAUAAAAGAAGCAAUUCUCUAUCAUUCCAGACUUCCAGAUUCCAGAGCUUGAUCUAAAACUGUAAGUGAAGUAUUACAAAUUUGUUUUGGGUUUACUGAACCGUUAGAAUUCAUCAUGAGGUAGUAAUAUUGAGAGAGUUAUCAAAUCUGAAAGAGCGGUGUUCAGUAUUCACUUAGCUUACAUGAAGUUAUGUUGUCACUACACAAUUUAUAUGAUAAUCUUUUAUUUUCUCACAGACUAAGGAGAUUGAUCCUGCUGAUUAAUAAACCAAAAAAUUUGAUUAGAA
Dendrobium catenatum is the source of this 1556-nucleotide messenger RNA. Its product is annotated as probable ethylene response sensor 1. Gene Ontology annotation, cellular component: endoplasmic reticulum. The transcript is spliced from 5 exons. Gene Ontology annotation, molecular function: phosphorelay sensor kinase activity; ethylene binding; ethylene receptor activity. Bases 230 to 1192 code for a protein of 320 amino acids. Gene Ontology annotation, biological process: signal transduction; phosphorylation. The record is from RefSeq and is a predicted model, not a curated record. NCBI's taxonomy places the organism in Eukaryota, Viridiplantae, Streptophyta, Magnoliopsida, Asparagales, Orchidaceae.